GAGACAUUUGCUCAUUUGUAAGCUGAAUGUUUAGUCACUGAAUUGGCAUUUUAUUAUUCAGCAGUGAAAAUAGUUGCAACAUGUACACACAUCCGAUAAGAAAUUUCCUGUUUGAACAAAAUACAAUGCUGUUGUUAUUUAAUUUUCAAGUUAUUUACGGUUAAGUGCAGGUUUAUAUUUUUGACACAUACCGUUGGUAUGCAUGUGAAAAUGGUGAUAAAACUGACUCGAAUAUGUAAAUACAGUUGGGUCUCACUGGCCAGAUCUCUAGUACUCUAUUAUUAUUUCAACAGUGAUCAUGAUUACAAAAAAAUUCCACCAAAAACAUCCUGCACAUUAACACUAUUAUAAGCAUAACCACACAAGUAUGUGUGCAGGACUCAAAGGGAGAGACCUAAUUCUCUCUCUCUCUCUCUCUUGUCUUUCCUUUUAUCUUUUUGUCUUGCUGACGUAAAUCCACCCCUCAGCCCCCUUUUCUGUUGCUUCAUUUCCAAAUUUAAGAUUCCUCAGCCAUCUGGUCUCUAUUUGCGUCCCCUCCCUCCGCCUUGCUUUAGCUGAUACAGAUGUGAGCUGUUUAUUAAAGUUAGGCAACAGGAAAUACCCCAAAUCUUUAGGGGCCCUGGUAUAAAAGGGGCAAUGGAAUCCAAGUGAAGUGAAAUAUAGCAAAAGCAUGAGAGCCAAAUAAUCGCAAGUUUAUAUAGUAACUGUUUAUAUAGUAACUGCCAAAAUCUUGCUCUAUAUGGUCAGAGAAAACCAAUAAGUGAGAUACUUUAAUGCUGAAAAAAAGAGAGCCCGCUACACACAGAGCGGCAAGAUCUAGAGAGCCAGAAAAGGAAAGACAAGAGAAGGAACAGGUCUACAUUUGGCCCCUCUUCCCAGCCCUCUUUUCCUCUCAGGAAACACAUCCUGUUGCUGGCUGACUGUGGUGGCCAAUAUGUUUGUUGCACACGAGAGAGAGGACUUUAGCGAACGCCCCCUGGGCUCCAGACAAAAGAAUACACAACUGUGACGUCUAAGAGGGGCUCUUUUGGACAUUCUCUCACACAAACACGCUGGCAUACACAUACACAUUUAAAGUGAUCAUGAAGGAGGGAGCUGUCUGUUUAAAACUUGCCACAGCUGCGAACUGAUGUCUCGGACUAUGACGAACAGUGACUCCCCCACAUUUCAACUCUGACCUAAAGGAUUUGCAGAAAAACUGCGAGUGAAAAAGAGAGGGGGAAAGACAGAAAGAAGCAGAGGGAGGUGGGCUUGAGGACUUCUUGUUCCAAGUCAGGCAGUGGGGGCUCUUCUACUUGAAAGACAGUCUUGGUAAGCCUCAGCAAAGCCACCAACAAGUCAGCUCCUAGCAACACUGUCCAGAAAAUCUAUGCUUUUUUUGCAUCCUCCGAAGGCACUCUGGAGUGGCUGAAGAGAAGAGAAAAAGAAAGAAGAAAAAACAUUCUCCUGUCUCUAAAGAGAAGCCAGCUGCACAAACAGAAGUCAGACCCGUGCAACAAGCGGAGCACUGAAGAAAGGGAAAGGAGACGAUAAAACAGAAGGGGAAGAAGUAGGGAGAAAACGAAGAAAGGAGCGUGUUCCAAGAGUCAAGCUGCAGCCAGUUGGAGCCAGUGGAAUGGACCUAGGUGCCUGUUGGAUUAAUCCCCGCGUACCCACAGUGCUGUCAGAGGAGGAGGGUUGAUGAUCUGCUCCAACGACAACCAACUCCUGAAUGAGGAUGAAUGGAGAUGUUCUUUAGCUAAACCUCAAGACAACACUCUUGCCAAUUCCACCUCUGCGUGAGCAGGGACAGCACAAGCUAUCAGCUGGAGGAGUAGGAGGAGGUGGUGGUGGUGGCGGAGGAGGUGGAGAGGAGCCACGGGGCCCAGCGCACUGCUGGUGCUACUGCCCCAGAGGAGAGGGAAGGGAGCGGGCAGGACACAGAGGAAGAGCAGGGCUUGGAGGAGGGACACGAGGGAGGGGGAGAGGUGGCGGGCGUCGGGCGUCGCAUGGCCGUGCAGAGGCUAGUGGCGGCGGCGGUGGCGGUAGCCCUGCUGUCCCUGGUCCUAAACAAUGUUGCAGCCUUCACCCCCAGCUGGGUCCUGCAGGCCCUGGAGGAUGGACGCAAGAGGAGUGUGGGACUAUGGAAGAUGUGCCCUGCAGGAGGGGAACGGGGCCGUGAUGAUCUCCAACCUGGGCGAAGGGGGCAGGGGACACAGAGGCAGUGUGAAAGCCUGGGAUGGGGCUCUGAGUAUGCAGGCUACCAAGAAUCCCGCAGCACUGUCAAAUUGCAGUUUGACAUGAUGCGGGCCUGUAACCUUAUGGCGACGGUGGCCCUGACUGCAGGUCAGCUGAUCUUCCUUCUGGGCCUGAUGGAGCUGCCCUUCAUCACGCAGGAAUCACAGUGGUGGGAGGAAGCCAUUGCUGCACUCUUUCAGCUAGCCAGUUUUGUGCUGGUGAUUGGACUUGUGACCUUCUACAGGAUUGGGCCCUACACACACCUGUCCUACUCCUGCUACUUAAACAUAGCUGCUUGCCUGCUGGCCACGAUGGCUGCAGCCAUGCUCAUCUGGAACAUUUUACACCGCCGCGAUGACUGCCUCGCACCCAGGGUUAUAAUCAUCAGUCGCUCACUGGCAUCACCUUUCCACCCACGCCUAGACAAUGACUAUGUGGAGUCACCAUGUUGAGCCGUGAGGAAAUAGGAGUGAAGACCACACUGACAAGACUGUGCUCUAACUCUUGUAUUAAUCCAGCUAUAGGUUCCUCAAAUGUGAAUCUCAUGAGAAGAGGACAUUCCUGUGGCUCUACAAUAGCUGGACUAACAUGUACCUGCAAUUGUUUAGUUCUAUAUUUCACAACUCCUCCCAUGUCAAAAUGACAGAAUUAUAUCGCUGCUUAGUCUUCAGAAGUUACAGUUUUAAAGGCGCAGUGUGUAGAAUUUAGUGGCAUCUAGCAGAAUGGACUUGGCAGAAAUAGAAUAUAAUAUUCAUAAGUA
This is a messenger RNA of Thunnus maccoyii (southern bluefin tuna), 2977 nucleotides long. RefSeq names its product transmembrane protein 204 (gene tmem204). The coding region runs from base 1989 to 2669 and encodes 226 amino acids. The transcript has 3 exons. The record is from RefSeq and is a predicted model, not a curated record. Lineage: Eukaryota; Metazoa; Chordata; Actinopteri; Scombriformes; Scombridae.